CUGACAGUGAAACUGAAAUCUGAAAGAAAAAUGGAAGGUAAAAAGUUGAAGGAAGAUCAUUCCAAAUAGAUUCACUGGCGUAUUUGAAGAUGCUGGAGCAUGAGGAACCCUUAAAGAAAGGAAAGAUCAGUCUAUUUGUUGAUAUUCACAAGAAUUGUCUUCAGUCAUGGCUUUGGGAUUAAAGUACUUCCGCUUCAUCCAUCCUGCCUUUUGCAAUUACCUUGCAGCCUUGACCAGACCUGUUUCAGAUAUUACACUGAAGACAGUGAGUGGAAGACAACACGAUCAUAGGCGAUACAUGGCCUAUUCAACUACAGCAGUUCGCCACUUUGCAACCAAGAAAGCCAAAGCUAAAGGAAAAGGACAGUCUCAAACCAGAGUGAAUAUUAACAUUGCCUUGGUUGAGGAUAUAAUCAACUUGGAAGAGGUGGAUGAAGAAAUGAAGUCUGUGAUAGAAGCACUGAAGGAUAAUUUCAAUAAGACUCUCAAUAUAAGGACCUCACCAGGAUCCCUUGAUCACAUUACUGUGGUAACUGCUGAUGGGAAGCUUACUUUAAACCAGAUUAGCCAGAUCUCCAUGAAGUCACCACAGUUGAUUUUGGUGAAUAUGGCCAGCUUCCCAGAGUGUACAGCUGCAGCUAUCAAGGCUAUAAGAGAAAGUGGAAUGAAUCUGAACCCAGAAGUGGAAGGGACACUAAUUCGGGUACCCAUUCCCAUAGUAACCAGGGAGCACAGGGAAAUGCUGGUGAAACUAGCCAAACAGAAUACCAACAAGGCAAAGGACUCUUUACGGAGGGUUCGCACCAAUGCGAUGAAUAAGCUGAAGAAAUCAAAGGACAAGACCUCGGAAGAUACCAUUAGGCUCAUAGAGAAGCAGAUCAGCCAAAUGGCCGAUGACACAGUUGCAGAGAUAGACAGGCAUCUGGCAGUGAAGACCAAAGAACUCCUUGGAUGAAAGUCCAUCAGAGCCCAGCCACACUCCAACCUGUUUCUGAUGGAUCCCAUAGGUGGAAAGUUGGCACCUCCUACCCCAUCCCCACCCACUUGAAGUUUGUUGCUGUGGUGUCAGUUCAGGCAAGGCUCUGCCGUCCAUUGGGACACUCAGAUUUGCUCAUUCUCUUCCUCCUUCCACCUGCUUAUUCUACUCUGAGUCUUCUGGCAUGGUUACCCUCAGAGAACAUCUGCUGCUGGAAGAGGGUCUUUACUGGGGCAUUUGCCUUGACCAUGAUGUCGCCAAGACAUGGGGAUCAUUGGCAGGCUUUGCACUACCUGCUCCUCAUCUCAGGAGCCUCCUUUUUUAAACAGUAAGUCAGGCCCUAUUUCUAAUUUUAAACUCUGUUCAGACAGAUGUGGGCCUUCCACUGUGACUGAACCCCUUUGCUAGAGGCCCAUUUCCACAAAAUGAUAAAAUCUAAAUAAGUUGGAAAGAAUAAUAGCUACAGAGGACAGAGUCAAUUGGGGUGGAUGAUCUCUAAGUACCUGUAUUUAGAGCAACAAGAAAGUGCUUUAGCUCUGUAUCAACUUCAUGCAUGCUCCAUCUCUGCCUGGACCACUUCUCUACUCCUUACCAACAGGCCAGGCCUUUUCACCUUUCUUAUCAGGUCCUCUGGGAACCCUUCCUUUACCCUCUAUCCUAAAACCUCCAGUAUUGACCCUCAGUUCAAUCUAACGCUUUUAUUUUAAGCCUAAGUAUUGUUAUUAUUUUGCCAAUUAGAUUGUGACUGGCAUAAUACCUGGAACAUAGAAGACAUUCUUAUUUUUGCAUUGUGAAUAAAUUGCACAUAGUAGCUACCUAACAAAUGCUGGUUUCUUCUCUUUCUGAUCUUAACAGUCUUUCUGUCAUUUUCCACUCUUAUCCUUAUUAUCGAUAUUCACUGUAAUCAGAUGCCCAGGGCCUACUGCCUGUUGUUGAUAGACAUGUGGUUUAUUUUGGCCCAUCCUUGGGUGCUGGGUUAACUCCCACCCCCAAUUAUUUUUUCAUUCAUUCAUUCAUGCAUUCAAAAUAUAGCCAUUGUGAGCUAGACUCAGCUUUAUAGUGCAUAGUAAACUUGACAGAUAUAUAUUACCUCCAUUUAAAUAAGAAAAUUGGAGCUGGCCUCUGUGGCACAUGCCUGCAGUCCUAGCUACUGGGGAGGCUGAGGCAGGAGGACAGCAAGUUUGAGGCCAGCCUCUGCAACUAAGCAAGUCCUGUUUUAAAAUAAAAAUUUAAAAGGUCUGAGGAUAUCGCUCAGUGGUAAAGUGUCCCUGGGUUCAGUCCUUAGUAUCCUGCCCCCACAGAAUAGCAAACAAAGAUGUUAUGUUAGGCAACUGAUCCUCCCAAAGUAACAAGGCUGGAAGGUGGUAGAGGGUUUUUAUUAUUUAUAGUCAGUCUCAUUUUACAAAGGUAAAGUUUCUUGCCCAGAUUAACACAGCUAGCAAGUGACAAAGCUGGGAUUCAUAUUGAGUCCUGAUUCUAAAGUCUUUUCUGCUCACUAAUGGCAGAGUAAAAAAAAACACUGCUUUUUCCUACUCUCUCACACUCUAAAUGUGGAUCACUUCUGUGACAAGACAUGUGAGGCCUCCCCCACAUGCCAGGCAGUUCUCCAGUGGCCACCAACUGGAUAUCUUAUGCUGUAAUUCAGUUCUGACCCUACCUACCUGGAGACAGUGUCAGAUCCCAUAGGUUAAGGGACCGACCCCACAAAACUGCCCCCAAUUCAAUGCCAAUCACAAGUCUGGGGCUACAAACUGAUUUCCCAACCCUCUCCUUUGAUUCAGUUAAUUGGCUAGGAUGGCAUACAGAACUAAGGGAAACAUAUUUACUGGUUUAUAAUUAAGGAUGUAGGUGAGCAGCCAAAUGCAAGAGGUGCAUGGGGCAGGUAUGGGAAUAGGGGUGUUACACUGAGCUUCCAUGGCCUCUGGACAAGCCAUCUUCUCACACCUCCUGGUGUUCAACCUCCCAGAAGAUGCCACAACCUCCUACUGCCCGUGCAAAUAUUUAGUGAGCAUCAAUUGUAUAUCAGGUACUGUCCUUUGUGCCAGGAAUUUAAAAAUGUGCAAGAUGUGACCCACGUUCAAGUGGUAGCUAGUAGAUUAAGCUAAAUUGCUGUUCAGCCAGGUAUCUGCCUUCAGAUUGGAGCUACUUGGGCGGCAUCAGGCCCUGGCUGAGUUUCUCUGAUGCAAUAUCUCUUUACUUGACUCCUCCAGGCUGGGUCCUCUGCUAUAGGUAAGAAGGUUAUGCUGUUUCCUCUGCGAAUCCUGGUGGAAACUGCUUUGAAAUAGCCCGUGAGGAUUCAAGGUCAGGCUUAGGUCAAGGGUGAAAGGAACUAACAUAAUCUGCCAGAUUUACCUGUCCUCGCAUCUCCUUCACCACUCCUUGGUGGCCAUCACAGGAUUGAUUGAAGAACAGGACUAGAGCAAAGGAGCCCCUUUGGGGGCAAGCCACAUUUUGCAGGGGCUUUGCAGCAGUCUUUCAUGAGUGGCCGAAAUCCCCCACUCACUGCAAAUGUGCUUCUCAAAGAUGCAGGAUUUUUUAAUAAACAGAGGAAAUGAUAAAUUAUGUUGUAACUCCACUCCAAAGGCAUUUGGUUCUUAACAGCCAAAUCCUCUGUAGUCUUUAAAUAAACAAAAACUUAUUUGGUGAACAGACCAGGGAGGAAAGAAUGAAAGAUUUUCUGUGCUUGGGUUCCACAUGUCAACAAUUUCUCUCCUGUGUGUAUGUUGGCCAAAGCCGUAUAUCAUGAUAAAUGAAUAAAGGAAAGUCUCAAGCCCAGGGCAGUCAGACAGCUCAGCAAAUGGCUUUCAGCUGAUUGCUCCAUUUCAAUUGACAUUUAUCAAAGAGUUUCUCUGUUGCUCUGGGUGUCAGGGCUGCAGUGGUGGCAGGGAUGAGAGGGAAACUACCUGCUUGGAUGUGCUGAGUAAUGAGGAUACUUUAGUGGUCUAUCCCCCUUGCCUCCUGCAGGUUCCAUCUCUAAGGUAAAAGCUGGGUAUGGAAAUUCGCACACUUGCCAGAAGAAUUAACCACCUCCUCUGUUCAUUUCAUCAACUUUCAAAGUCCCAUUAAAAAAAAAAAAAAAAUAGGCCAAAGAGCUUUUUUUUCCACUUUUUUCUUCACAUGUGUGUGAGAUUUCAAAAGAAACAAAUAUAAAAAAUUAAAAACAAAAUUUCUCACAACUUUUUCAGGUUUACCCCCCCUUUAAAAUCAGGUAUGUAUCCUUCCAGACCUUUCUUUGUACAUAUAUAAUUUUUUUAAAGGAGGGAGAGGAACUCUUCUGUUCAUAUUCUGAACAGAAUAAUAGUAAUCAUGUCCAUCUAUCCAUGUUUGCACAUACGGAAUCCAUUCUUUACUUGCAAGGCAGCAUUUUAUAAUAGGGACCUACUAUCAUUCUUGUCUAUAAUAUUAUUUAAUAAUCAAGUACACUGGAGAAUGUUUCUAUUUACAGAUUUUUUUUUUAAUGAAAAAAACUCCUCAAAUAAUUUGAUAGGUUCUGCUCUUCCUUCAGACUAACAUUGAAUACCCUCUUUGGACUACAUGUAGACCCUUUACAUGUGUUACUAUCUUUAAACUUACCCUAGUUGAUGGAGAUACUACAAUUUUCUCUGUUACAUAUGAGAAAACUGAAGUUCAGAAAGGGAAUACUUGCCUACGGUCACAUAGCUAGGAAGGACUAGAAUAAAAUCUCAAACCCAAGUCUAACUUGGAUGCGAGUCCUUAAUUGAAGUGCUUCACUGAUUGCUUGCUCAAAUAUGGGUAGUACUGUUUGGGGCCUGGAAGGUGAUGUAAGAGAAGCAGACGUCUGUCUUUAUAAAACAAUUAGAAAGCUAUUGCUGAUAAUAGCAUGAUAAAAUAGGAGAGUAUCUGGCACAUAGUAAGCACUGAAGAAGUGGCAUCUGUAUUCUUAACCCUCUCCUGGCCGGUCAUCAGAGUUCUCUAAAGUGCCAGAGAACCAGGGAGUGAGCAAAUGAUCAUGAAGUAGUGAAUAAUGAUAGUAUUGACAGAAUGGAUAACUAAUACUUGGUUGAUGCUUUUUAGUUUUCAAUGUGCUUUUCUAUAACCUUUAUUCCAUUGAAACUAUUGAGAGUGCAGUUAGGAAAAGAUUAUGAUCAAUAAAAGCUCAUACCCUGAAAAGCCCCUUAUUGAGGCUUUCUUUGUCCUAAUAGGUGGUUACUUUUCAUGUUAGUCUCUUGAAAAGGAAUAUUUUCUGUUUGGGAGGUACGCAUUUUUCUAUACAUACAGGAAAUAUGGUUUAUGUUGCUCAGUUUUUCUGUAUCUAUAUUUUUUAACCCUUUGAUGAGUCUGGACUGGAAGUCAUGUAUUUCAGUCUUCUGUUACUAACAUUUCUGUUUCUUCUUGCUUUUCUAGUAAUUUCUGCUUGAUGAAAGUGAGAAAGUGUUGUUUUCAUGCAUAGCUAGACUCCAAACUCUCACAUCUUUAUUUUGUGCACAGAGUAUGAAUUCUCUCUCAUUAUAUACCAAGAUCACAGCUCUUGCUUGCUUUCUGUUUCAUUUGCAUGGUGUAUCUUUCCCCAUUUCUUUAUUUUUAGCCUUUGAGAUGCACUAUGUUUUGGGUAUGUUUCUUUUUUAGAGUUGGUUUCUGUUCUAGGAACCAUUCUGAAACUCUCUUUAUUCUUAUUAUUGUUAUUCAUGGUAAAAUACAUAUAAUUUUCACCAUCUUUUAGCCAUUUUAAAGCACACAGUUCAGUAGUAUUAGGUGAAUUCACAUUGUAAGUCAACCUCCAGAGCACUUGUCCCUUGCAGAACUCAGACUCUUCCCCCAUUGAAUGCUAAUCAACCACUUCCUCCUCUUCCAGGGCCUGGCACCACCAUUCUGCCUUCUGUCUGUGAUUUGACUACUCUAAGAACUUUCUUUUUUGAUUGGCUUAUUUCACUUAGCAUAAUUAUGUCCUCAAGAUACAUCCAUGUUGUAGCAUGUGUCAGAAUUUCUUUUUCUUUAAGGCUGAGUAAUAUUCUAGUGUCUGUAUACAGGAAGCUCCUUUUAGUGGUGACUUAAACUCAUGUACAUUUAUUGAUAAUACUGAUUUUAGAGAAGCCAUUUACUCUUCUCUUUAUAAUUCACUGUUAACACUAAGUGAUUUGGAGUCUUGACCUUCUGCAGAUUAGGUUAAUUCUGCAUAGGAGUUGAGUUUUCAUUGAAUGAACAAAUAAGUGAAAAUCCCUAUAUUGUAUUCCAUUUUUCUAGACUCUCCUUUAAUCUAUCAUAUGCUGUUAAUUACAGCAACUUGAAACUUACCUCUUAUCCUGUUAUUCCUCUGCUCCAAAACCUUUGAUAGCUCCACGUUGCCUACAAAUUGUGUAACUUCACCCUGGCAUUCAGUGACUUCUGUAACCUGGCCCUGAUGUACCUCUCACGCCACCUUGAUAACAACCAGUGCUUAAGCUAAAUCAAAUUAUUAGCUUUUCUGAAACUAUGUACUCCUCUCUCCCACCUCCUAGCCUUUCCUUGGACUUUUUUCUUUGUCUAGUAUGUGUCCCUUAAAUCCCUGCCCCAUCCCAUGGCAAAACUUACCUAGAUUUGAAAGCCCUCUUAGUUCCUGUCCUUCCUUGCACCAACUCAUUCCUUCAUUCGCUAUAUUUCUCCUGCUCCCUUGACCCGCACUUGCCUCAGAAGUGUGACACUCGGCCCCAGCUAGCCCUGCUUGGAAUACAGCCUGGCCUGCUUGCCCUUGCUUCCUUCUCAGGGUCAGAGCCACCACCCACUCAGGUCUCGGACCAGGAUGUUGGGAACCACUUUUGCCUCCCUCUCCCUCACCCCCUGACACCACAUCCAGUAAGUCACCUGUCCUGUUAUUCUUCUUUGAGGUACUUCUACUUUCCUUUCCAGUGUUGCUUAGCAGGGCACAGAUGUGGCACAUGUCCCAGGCAGGCUUUGCCUGGGCUCUGAGCUCAGGGGCCCGCCCCGCUCAGAGGCAGAUUUCUCUAGAUGAGCCCUGUGUAAGUUUCUAGCAAGGAAGUUUCCUGCUCCUCUAGUCUUUACAUCCCUGACCAGCCCAGUGCUUAGUUCUGAGCAGGUAUGGAGGAAAUAUUGGUCUGAUUCUAAUGAGCCUGCCAGAGCUUGAGGACAAAUGGGUCACAUUUAUAUCAGUUACCCAGUUUCUCUAGUUCUCUGACCUGCUUGCUCAGACCUUCUACCUUAUCUGCUAAGUCUACCUUGGGAGUUUCCAGACAGCUGCUGAAGGUACCACCUGGAGACCACAGUUGCUGGCACCUACCCAGGCUCCUGGUGCUGGAUCUGCAGCCAGGAUUGCCACUUGAGGGAGUGUCACUUUGGCUGCUGCUCAGUGCGUCGGUGGCUAUGGCACGGUGCUACCUGCUGGGCUUAGAGUGCCUGAGCCUGCUGGGUGGGAUCCCUGCAGAGGCAGGGACACGGUCUUUGCCCUCAUCCCAUUCCUGCCUUGGACUCUGGGGUUCCCAGGCAGCCUUGCUGGGCUUCAGAACUCCUCAGAUCUCCCAGUACAGCAGCUCCUCCCCGGGCUGACCACUACUCCGGAUGUGAACUUCCAGCUGGCCCGGGUCCCAGGCAGAGCACCAGUCCCUCCCGCUCUUCUUUCCAGGCUCUGGCUUCAACCAAAAUAGCUCCCUUUUCUGAGAUACUGCUCCACAGUCCCCUCCUUCCAGAUACAAAUAGCAUCUAACAAGCACUAGACUUGACUGUUGGUAACUCUAGAAACUAGUAGUUAUUUUGCUUAUUUUGCAAAUGAGGACAAAGACACAGAGAAGUUACUUGGUCAAAGGCAUACAGGGAGUCUGGUCUAGGCGGUUUCAUAAAUUAAGAGACCAGUGGGGCUGAAAAGGGUCGUGUGAGAUGCUGAGUGGGUACCAAGAGUUUCCAGGUACUUUCCCAGUUUUGUUCUUUCUACCACCAGUAAAGGUCACAUCAUUUUUCUGUGGGAAUGUACCAGGGAGGGGAUUGAACAGGAUCAGUGGUUUCCAACUGAGCCAGAGAAACUACUGGUUUCUGACGACAACUCACCUUUAUGGGAUAAAAUCAGUAAAAUAAAAACAAUGUGGUAAAUGUUUUAAUGAAAUUAAAUUUAUGAACUUUGUCUAAAUUUAAUUUAAAAUUAAUAUUAAGGACUAUUGUGUAUACCUAGACCUUGUUCUUCCUGCUUUUAUUUUUGGUGUUAAAAUGCUCUUUCCAUUAUGAAAUGAUAAGAAGUUGGUGAUCUUAAAAAAAAGAAAACU
Sciurus carolinensis (gray squirrel) is the source of this 8181-nucleotide messenger RNA. RefSeq names its product mitochondrial ribosome recycling factor (gene Mrrf). The record is from RefSeq and is a predicted model, not a curated record. Gene Ontology annotation, molecular function: ribosomal large subunit binding. Gene Ontology annotation, cellular component: mitochondrion. The coding region runs from base 167 to 955 and encodes 262 amino acids. The transcript is spliced from 7 exons. NCBI's taxonomy places the organism in Eukaryota, Metazoa, Chordata, Mammalia, Rodentia, Sciuridae. Gene Ontology annotation, biological process: translation.